GGCCCCUGUCGUCGUCGUUGUGGCCCCUGUCGUCGUCGUUGUCGUUGUGGUCCCUGUCGUCGUCGUUGUCGUUGUGACCCCUGUCGUCGUCGUUGUCGUUGUGACCCCUGUCGUCGUCGUUGUGACCCCUGUCGUCGUCGUUGUCGUUGUGACCCCUAUUGUCGUCAUGAAUGCUACUGUUGUAGUCGUCGGUAUUAA
Messenger RNA from Rotaria sp. Silwood2, 198 nucleotides. The record is from the annotation of a GenBank genome assembly. NCBI's taxonomy places the organism in Eukaryota, Metazoa, Rotifera, Eurotatoria, Philodinida, Philodinidae.